Messenger RNA from Poecilia reticulata (guppy), 1376 nucleotides. It is a transcript of the gene dnaja2a, whose product is annotated as DnaJ heat shock protein family (Hsp40) member A2a. Gene Ontology annotation, biological process: response to heat; protein folding. Gene Ontology annotation, molecular function: ATP binding; Hsp70 protein binding. Lineage: Eukaryota; Metazoa; Chordata; Actinopteri; Cyprinodontiformes; Poeciliidae. The record is from RefSeq and is a predicted model, not a curated record.
GAAGACGAGCAAAACAUUUUCCACCGGCUCCUUCUCUUUGUCCAUCCUCCUCCUUGUAGAAGCAACAUCCCCAGCAACACCAUGGCCAAUGUUGCCGACACAAGACUCUACGACAUUCUUGGAGUGUCUCCGUCCGCAACUGAAAAUGAGCUCAAAAAGGCAUACCGGAAACUGGCAAAAGAGUAUCACCCUGACAAGAACCCAAACGCUGGUGACAAGUUUAAAGAAAUCAGCUUUGCAUACGAUGUGCUCACUAACCCUGAGAAGAAGGAACUGUACGACCGGUAUGGAGAGCAGGGGCUGCGGGAAGGAGGCGGGGGCGGUCCCGGGAUGGACGACAUCUUUUCCCACAUCUUCGGUGGCGGUCUCUUCGGCUUCAUGGGCGGCCAGGCGGGCCGCUCCAGAAACGGCGGUCGGAGGAGAGGCGAGGACAUGGUCCAUCCGCUCAAGGUCUCACUGGACGACCUUUACAAUGGGAAAACAACAAAACUACAACUCAGCAAGAACGUCCUGUGUAGUUCCUGUAAUGGACAAGGAGGCAAGACGGGCGCUGUACAGAAAUGCACGGCCUGCAGGGGGCGGGGCAUGCGCAUCAUGAUCAGACAGCUGGCUCCAGGCAUGGUCCAACAGAUGCAGUCUGUGUGUACCGAUUGUAACGGAGAAGGUGAAGUCAUCAACGAGAAAGACCGCUGUAAAAAAUGUGAAGGUAAAAAAGUGGUAAAGGAGGUGAAAAUCCUGGAGGUCCACGUAGACAAAGGCAUGAGGCACGGGCAGAAAAUCACUUUUGGAGGAGAAGCCGACCAGGCGCCGGGGGUGGAGCCUGGAGACAUAGUUCUAGUUCUGCAGGAAAAGGACAACGAGACAUUUAGACGAGAAGGAAACGACCUCUAUAUGACCCAUAAGAUCGGCCUGGUGGAGGCGCUGUGCGGCUUCCAGUUCAUGCUGAAGCAUUUAGAUGGGAGACAGAUUGUUGUCAAGUAUCCUGCAGGAAAAGUCAUUGAACCAGGCUCGGUCAGGGUGGUGCGGGGAGAGGGCAUGCCACAGUACAGAAACCCGUUUGAGAAAGGAGACUUGUUCAUCAAGUUUGAUGUCCAGUUUCCUGAAAACAACUGGAUCAGCCCAGAGAAGCUGGUGGAGCUGGAGGACAUGCUGCCGUCGCGGUCGGAGCCCCCCAUCAUCACUGGGGAAACGGAGGAGGUGGACCUGCAAGACUACGACGCCAGCCAGGGCUCGUCGUCCGGCGGCCGCAGGGAGGCGUACAACGACAGCUCAGACGACGAGAGCGGCCACCACGGGCAGGGCGUGCAAUGUGCCCACCAGUAAUCUCCAUCCGGCUUCUCAGACAUACACACAUACGUAUAUAUAUAUAAAAAAAA